This is a messenger RNA of Calliphora vicina (urban bluebottle blowfly), 1209 nucleotides long. RefSeq lists its product as uncharacterized. Bases 79 to 1110 code for a protein of 343 amino acids. Gene Ontology annotation, cellular component: cytoplasm; mitochondrion. Lineage: Eukaryota; Metazoa; Arthropoda; Insecta; Diptera; Calliphoridae. Gene Ontology annotation, biological process: malate metabolic process; tricarboxylic acid cycle. The record is from RefSeq and is a predicted model, not a curated record. Gene Ontology annotation, molecular function: L-malate dehydrogenase (NAD+) activity. The transcript has a single exon.
AUACAUUUUUAUUUGGCUUUCGAAAUACAAAAAUCAAUUAACAGACUUGUGCGACAUCUGUGAAAUCUCCUUGCAAACAUGCUAAGACAAUUCUACAAAACUCUCAGCCAAACUCAAAACAAACGCCUUUUUUCCACUUCAAAUUUCCGGCUACAUCGUGUGACGGUUAUAGGUUCUGCAGGUGGCAUAGGCCAAGCCUUGGCCAUGCUUAUUAAAGCCGAUCGUUUGGUUACAGAUUUGGUUCUGAUGGACAUCAAGAAUACGGCCGGCAUAGCAGCAGAUGUUUCCCAUAUUGAUACUUUCUCGGGUGUCAAAUCAUUUACGGGUGUUGAGAAUAUGGAAAAGUCUUUGGAAUGCAGUAAUUUGGUAGUGGUGGCUGCCGGGGUGGCACGUUCCGAUAAGACUACAAGAGCUGCCUUAUUCGAGGCAAAUAAGGAACUUAUUUAUAAUGUUACCGCCCUAAAGGCCAAAGUUUGUCCUGAGGCUAUUCUGGCCAUCAUAACGAAUCCUAUUAAUGCUUUGAUACCCUUGGCGGCGGAGACCUUAAAACAAUUGAAUGCCUAUGAUGCAAAGAAGUUAUUCGGCAUAACUAAAUUGGAUACCAUGAGGGCACGCACUUUUAUAGGAGAUCAUUUGAUUAUAGAUCCAGCUAAAGUAAAGGUUAAUGUUAUUGGUGGUCACUCCAGUAACACCAUAGUUCCAUUAUUAUCCACGGUCAGUCCGGCUGUUCAAGGAGAUCAAGAGGAACUGCAGGUAAUUUAUGAACGCAUAAGAAAUGCUGGUGCUGCUGUGGUUAAGGCCAAGGGAGGCAAAGAAUCUGCCCAGCUUUCUAUGGCUUAUGUGGCCUCUACCUUUUGUAAUUCCCUUUUAAAAGCCAUGGAGGGUAAAUCGGGUGUGUCCGAUGUGGCUUAUGUAGAGUCCCAGGUAUUACCGGAUGUGAAAUUUUUCUCCUCAAAUGUUGAUUUAGGUAAAGACGGCAUUAAAGAGUUCCACAAACUGCCCACUAUGAGUGACUAUGAAAAGGAGUUGCUAACGAAGGCCAUACCCGAGCUAAAAGAGAGCAUAGAGCAGGGCAUACAAUAUGCUAAGAGUAAGAAGGAUCAGAAAUGAGGAGAUUAACAAUUUUCUGAAUAAUUUAUGGGUAUUUUAAAUUGUAACUAAUCUAAUUUUGUUUUAAUUAAUACAAAAAUUAAUAAACAUUUUUUUAAC